AUGAGCCUAGCACCAAGCACUUCCUGUGAGAUCAUGAGCCUAGCACCAAGCACUUCCUGUGACAUCAUGAGCCUAGUACCAAGCACUUCCUGUGAGAUCAUGAGCCUAGCUGCACAAAAAAUUAGACUCCAACAGCACAACUUUCUAAUGGAUUCCCAACGUUCUUGUGAUUUGUUAGUGAAAGGCAUUCAGUCCAUCGAUGUCACGGGAGAUUUCAAUCCAUGUGAGCUUUUGCUCAGAGGAGACCGGGCCCGGCCGGUGCUUAGGGAUUCAAAGGGGCAAGUCCUCAUUGCUGCAUCCCAGUAUGGGAAAGGCCGGAUGGUGGUCACGGGGCAUGAAGCCAUGUUAAAGCUUCCUCAGUUCUUGCCGUUCAUUAAGAAUGCUCUGGACUGGCUCAAACCUUCCCGAAUGGCCCCCGUAGGAGUCCACAGAAGCCUGGAUGCCCUCUUCGAGCUGCUCCUCAGUAGAGAUAUUAAAGUGCGUCCGAAUGCAAGACUUGGGAAUGUCCUUGGAGUGUUCUGCAGAGAUGCCUAUGGUGAUGUGCAGGCGGAUGAUCUCGUGCGGUUUGUAAAAAGGGGUGGGGGUCUGCUCAUUGGUGGCCAGGCCUCGGACUGGUCAUCUCAACAUGGGAAGGAGGAAGUCCUUGAUCAUUUCCCUGGAAAUCUGGUGACCAAUGUGGCUGGAGUGUAUUUCACUGCCACUCUGGGAGAACAUGGGAUCUUCCCCGUCCCGGAAACAAUAUGGAGGGAUCCUGUUAUCACCCGAUCAACAAAUAGCUCCAUCAACACCCAACGUCAUUACAAUUCUCUACUGCGAGGCAUUCCGUCCAUCGAUGUCACGGGAGAUUUUAUUCCUUGUAAACUUUUGCUCAGUGGAGACCAAGCCUUCCCGGUGCUUGUGGAUUUGAAGAGGCAGGUUCUGAUUGCAGCAGCCCAUUAUGGGAAAGGCCGGAUGGUGGUCACUGCGCAUGAAGCCAUGAUACAGCUUCCACAGUUCUUGCCGUUCAUUAAAAAUGCUCUGGGCUGGCUCAAGCCUACCCCAAAGAAACGCAUAGGAGUCCACAGAAGCCUGGAGGCCCUCUCCAUGUUGCUCCUCAGUAAUGGCAUUAAAAUUCAACCGGAUGCAACACUUGAGGAUUCCCUUGAAGUAUUCUGCAGAGAUGCCUACGAUAGCGCACAGGCUGAUGAUCUCGUGCAGUUCGUAAAAAGGGGUGGGGGUCUGCUCAUUGGUGGCCAAGCCUGGCUCUGGUCACAUCCACAUGGGAAGGAGGGAGUCCUGGCUCGAUUUCCUGGAAACUUGGUCACCGGUGUCGCUGGAGUAUAUUUCACAGCCAAGGAGGGACAAAAUGGGAUCUUCGCUGUUCCUGAAAAUGUAUGGAAUGAUCCUAGCAUCGCCCAGUGA
Thamnophis sirtalis is the source of this 1401-nucleotide messenger RNA. NCBI's taxonomy places the organism in Eukaryota, Metazoa, Chordata, Lepidosauria, Squamata, Natricidae. The record is from RefSeq and is a predicted model, not a curated record.